This is a messenger RNA of Zophobas morio, 1885 nucleotides long. RefSeq names its product double-strand break repair protein MRE11 (gene mre11). Gene Ontology annotation, cellular component: Mre11 complex; nucleus; site of double-strand break. The transcript has 5 exons. The record is from RefSeq and is a predicted model, not a curated record. The coding region runs from base 126 to 1805 and encodes 559 amino acids. Gene Ontology annotation, molecular function: 3'-5'-DNA exonuclease activity; manganese ion binding; single-stranded DNA endonuclease activity. Lineage: Eukaryota; Metazoa; Arthropoda; Insecta; Coleoptera; Tenebrionidae. Gene Ontology annotation, biological process: telomere maintenance; mitochondrial double-strand break repair via homologous recombination; mitotic G2 DNA damage checkpoint signaling.
UCACUUUUCAUAUUGCAGAAUUUGUUCUACAUUUCCCGCUCGGGUUAUUUCUAACCAAAAUAUAAAAUAAUUAAUUGUAGCCUUUAAAUUUAUUCUAGUUAGAUUUUUGAACUGUUUUUAACAUAAUGGAUGACAUUGCAGAGGCCGAUACAUUUAAAAUCCUCCUGGCUACGGACAUACAUUUAGGUUAUGGUGAACAUAUUCCAAACAGAGAAAAUGACACCUUUGUUACAUUUGAGGAAGUCUUAAAUAUUGCUAACAAGGAGCAAGUUGACUUUAUUUUGUUAGGAGGUGAUUUAUUCCACGAGACAAGACCAACCCCUUAUUGUAUUAAUAAAUGUACUGAACUGAUUAGAAAAUAUUGCCUGGGUGACAGAUCGGUAGAAAUAGAAGUUUUAUCGGAUCCCUCUGUAAACUUCCACCGAAAUGCCAGCGUAAAUUACGAAGACCCCAACAUGAACAUCUCAAUUCCUAUUUUUUCGAUUCAUGGCAACCACGAUGACCCUUCUGGUAAAAGACAGAUUUCAGCCUUAGAUCUAAUGGCUUCAAUGGGUCUAGUAAAUUAUUUUGGUCGUUGGGAUGAUGUCACCCACGUCGAAGUUAAUCCCGUUUUGCUAAAGAAAGGCGAAACGCAUUUAGCCUUAUAUGGAAUAUCUCAUAUCAGAGAUGAACGUUUAGGAAGAUUAUUUUUGAAUAACAAAGUUAAAAUGAAAGUGCCAGAAAAUUUAGACGAUUGGUUCAACAUACUAGUUUUACACCAGAACAGAGCUAAGAACCGAGGUGCUAAAAAUUUUAUACCCGAAACUUGCAUUCCUUCGUUUUUUAAUUUAGUUUUCUGGGGUCACGAACACGACUGUCAAAUUAACCCGACUUGCUUGCUGAAUGGCAAAACUUACGUUACGCAACCUGGUAGUACAGUCGCUACAUCUUUAGCAGAGGGUGAAGCAUUGCCUAAGAAAGUCGGGUUGCUUAGAGUUCAUGGACAAAAUUUUAAUAUUACGCCAAUAGAAUUAAACACUGUGAGACCAUUUAUCCAUGGAAUUCUAGUACUGGACCCAGUUCCUCGAGUAGUUGGGAGAGUUCCACUGUCGGAGCAAGCGAAGCAACAGAUUAAAGCAAAAAUAGAAGAGAUGAUUAAUGAAGCAAAAAACUAUGGAAGACGCGGGAACAUGCUACCGUUAAUUAGACUUAUGGUUAAUUAUCACGAUGAACGGCAACUCUUCAACGCAAUUAGAUUCGGACAAGAAUUUGGCGAAAGAGUUGCUAAUCCCGAAGAUGUUAUAAAAUUUGUGUCAAUCAAUAAAAAAACUCGAAGUAGAAGCAGUGGAAUUGGUUUAGAAAUUGAUGAUGACGAAGAAAUUGACGACGAAAUUCAUCGAGUUGAAGAUCUAAUACCAAAGUAUUUUGAUGAGAAUAAUCAGUUAGCGGUAUUGAAUUUAGCGGGUUUAAAUGAAGCAGUGAAGAGAUGCAUAGAUGCUAAUGACGCAGAAGCGCCUUCAUAUAUAACAGACAAUCAAGAGGAAUAUAUGAUUAAGAAGUUAAUUGAAUUACAACCAGAAGAACAUGAAAUUCAAGAAUCUUUAGCACGUCUUCAAGCAGCUAGAAAUGUGGAUGAAUUUAAGCAACUCUUAAAUGAUCCUAAUCGUCCUAAAAGCAAAAAAGUUGAUGAUGUGACUAUAGAUGAUGCUGAUGGUGAUUCUAGCUCGGCUACAUCUCCUAGGCCUGCUAAAGGUCCAGGUUCAAGGGGUGGUCGUGGAUCUAGAGGUGGUAAAGGAUCGCGAGGAGGGCGUGUUAAAACUAAGUGAACUUAUAAGUGCGGUAAUGUUCCUAGGAAGGCUGAUGUAUUUUUUUUUAUUUUGGCGCUUAAAUAAAACUCAAAAAUGAA